CGAGAAGGCGUUAAAACCCCGCACCCUUGAAUCCUUUAACCCUUCAAGCCUUCCGACCUUCUGGCUUGAACUCCUCAACUCAUCCCACUCGACCCAUCGACCAACAUUCACACACAACUCCCAAGUAGACCACCAUAAACAAGCAUCUACACCAUGGCUUCUGUCACCGAGAGCCAGAUCGCCAUCGUCAAGGCGACGGUGCCUGUCCUCCAGGAGCACGGCCUCACCAUCACCACCGUCUUCUAUGAGAACUUGCUCCGGGAGAACCCAGCCCUCCACAACGUCUUCAGCAGCAGCAGCCAGGCCACUGGCCGGCAGCAGCGGGCGCUCGCCGGCGCUGUGCUGGGGUAUGCCACAUACAUCGACGACCUCCCCAAGCUGAAGCACGCCGUUGAGCGUAUCGCCCACAAGCACGUCUCGCUGCAGGUGACCCCCGCGCAGUACGACGUCGUCGGAAAGUACCUGAUCCAGGCCAUCGGGCAGGUCCUCGGUGAUGCCGCCACACCAGACAUCGUUGACGCCUGGGUUGCCGCAUACGGCGUGCUCGCUGGCGUGUUCAUCAACCGCGAGGGCGAGAUGUACAAGGCCAACGCGGCCGAGAACUGGGUCGGCUGGCGCAAGUUCCGCAUCACCCGCAAGGUAGCCGAGAGCAACGCCAUCACGAGCUUCUACCUCGCCCCCUCCGACGGCAGCGCCCCGCUGCCCACGUUCUACCCCGGCCAGUACGUCAGCCUGCAGGUGCACGUACCGGAGCUGGGGUACCUCCAGAGCCGACAGUACUCGCUGAGCGAGGGCCCGGACCCCAAGGGCGAGUACUACCGCAUCAGCGUCAAGAAGGAGGAGGCCGUCGCCGAGGCCGGCGUGCCGGGCAUCAUCUCCAACAUGCUGCACAGCAAGUACGCCGUCGGCGACGAGGUCGAGCUCUCGCACCCGCAGGGCGAGUUCUACGUCGACCCGACCGACACCUCCAAGGAGGGGGUGCCCGCGGUGCUGAUCUCGGCCGGGGUGGGCGCCACGCCGCUCAAGGCGAUCCUCGACAGCCUGACGACGGGCCCGGCGCGGCCCCGGCCGGCGGUCAAGCGGCCCGUGUCGUGGGUGCACUCGGCGCGGACGAGCGCGGCGCAGCCGUUUGGCGACGCGGUGCGGCAGAUCUGCCGCGACAACGAGAACGUCACCGCCAACGUCUUCCUGCGCAACCUCGGCCCGGACGACCAGGCCGGCGUCCACUACGAGUUUGGCGACAUGCGCCUCGACCUCGCCAAGCUGGACCGCGAUCGCGACCUGUUCGUCGCCAACCCCGCCGCCGAGUACUUCAUUUGCGGCCCGGAGCCCUUCAUGGUCGAUGUGCGCUCCGCGCUGGCCGCCCUGGGUGUUGACAGGAGCCGUAUCUUCCUGGAGUUGUUUGCCACUGGUGAUGUUCCUGCUUAGGUAGGCUAGGGCGUUAGUGUUAGUCAGGAAGAAGAUGGGUGGAAGAAGGGACGAACGGAAUAACGGGAUGGGCUUUGGAGUAACGGCUUGAUGU
Chaetomium fimeti is the source of this 1522-nucleotide messenger RNA. RefSeq names its product globin-like protein. Bases 154 to 1428 code for a protein of 424 amino acids. The record is from RefSeq and is a predicted model, not a curated record. Gene Ontology annotation, cellular component: intracellular anatomical structure. The transcript has a single exon. Gene Ontology annotation, molecular function: FAD binding; oxygen binding; nitric oxide dioxygenase [NAD(P)H] activity. Gene Ontology annotation, biological process: nitric oxide catabolic process; cellular response to nitrosative stress. NCBI's taxonomy places the organism in Eukaryota, Fungi, Ascomycota, Sordariomycetes, Sordariales, Chaetomiaceae.